Messenger RNA from Ogataea philodendri, 1404 nucleotides. RefSeq lists its product as uncharacterized. Gene Ontology annotation, cellular component: transferase complex. Gene Ontology annotation, molecular function: prenyltransferase activity. Gene Ontology annotation, biological process: isoprenoid biosynthetic process; ubiquinone biosynthetic process. The transcript has a single exon. Lineage: Eukaryota; Fungi; Ascomycota; Pichiomycetes; Pichiales; Pichiaceae. The coding region runs from base 1 to 1404 and encodes 467 amino acids. The record is from RefSeq and is a predicted model, not a curated record.
AUGUUGCGGCCAAUUUGUUUGAUUAGACGCUACUCGUCGUUUUCGGCGGCUAUCGAGACCGCCGAGAAGCUCGUGCAGCCCCACGCCAGCUCCAAAUUCGACCCCUUCAGCAUGGUGUCGGCGGAAAUGCGGGUCCUGGCAAAGAACAUUGCUUCUCUUAUUGGCUCUGGACAUCCGACCUUGAAUAGGGUUACCUCGUACUAUUUCGAGGCAGAGGGCAAGAACGUGAGGCCGUUGAUCGUUCUGCUGCUCUCGAAGGCCCUGGCGAAAAUCCCCGAGUCCGAAAGAACUCGCAUAGCAAUUGACCCGUACGACGUCAACGAGCAGGACGAGUUUAGAGGAACCCCAAAGGCGUUUUCGUUUGCUGGACAGAACCCGCUGGACUCAAUCAGCCCGUUGCGGGUGCUGCACGGGAUCAACCCGAACAUCAUCCUGAACCCGUUGUCCAAACCCAUGAUGAGCAGAGAACAGUACCGCGAAAAAGACCUGGCCAACGGGAUUCUCCCGAAACAACGAAGACUGGCCGAGAUCGCAGAGAUGAUCCACACCGCGUCGUUGCUGCACGACGACGUGAUCGACUUCUCCGACUCCCGACGCGGCAGAGACUCCGGCAACAUUGCGUUCAGCAACAAGAUGGCCAUUCUUGCCGGCGACUUUCUUCUGGGGCGGGCGUCUGUUUCGCUGGGGCGGCUGCGCAACAGCGAGGUGGUCGAGCUCAUGUCGACCGCCAUAGCGAACCUUGUGGAAGGCGAAUUCAUGCAACUGAAAAAUACCGUUAUGCAACCAAAUCUCGACCAGAUCGAAAACGACGGCGCGGUGAAGCAGAUCCCGGCCCCCACGGGCAAGGUUCCCGUGGAGGUGCACGAGUACUCGGUCAAGAGUCCUCAACAGAUCUCGCACGAGGAAAACGUCGAGGCCGCGUUCCAAUACUAUUUGCAUAAAACCUACCUGAAAACAGCGUCGCUCAUGUCCAAGUCGUCGCGGUCGGCCGCAAUUCUGGCCGGCUGUAACGAGGAGAUGAUCGAGAACUGCUACCAAUUCGGCAGAAAUCUGGGACUCUGUUUCCAAAUCGUGGACGAUAUGUUGGACUAUACAACCACCGCAGAGCUGCUUGGAAAACCAGCAGGAGCAGACUUGCAGCUCGGUCUGGCCACGGCCCCUGUUCUGUACGCGUGGAAGGACAAGCCGGAACUCGGCCCAAUGAUCGGCCGCAAGUUCUCCAAGCCUGAGGACGUGGAGCUAGCCAAGAAGGCCGUGCUGGAGGCUCGUGGAGUCGAGAAAACCAGACAGUUGGCUGAACAGUACUGUUCCGAGGCCCUGAAGAAUUUGCGAACGCUCCCGGACUCGGACGCAAGAAACGCUCUAGAGCUGCUCACAAACUCCGUGCUAACCAGAUCCAACUAG